UUGGGUUGACUGGGCUUCCCAAAGCCUGGGGAUGAGGAAGCAGCUCAGGGAGACUUGGGCAAUCAUGCCCUUUCCCAGGGAGGCGGUACCUGGGCUUAUUCACAGGGUGAGGCCUUGCUUUCAGCCUGAGUCUGGUCUCUUCCAGUUACUCUGGGUGGACAGAACCUGUGGGGAGCCUCAGAACUCUGUCCCCUCUCUACCUUCUGUUAGGAAUCCAGGUGUUCUUCUUCUCUCCAGAGAGCCAGAGCCCAGGUGCUCCCUUACCAGGGAGGGAGUGCCUUCUGGUGAAAGGCAUCCUAAAGGCCUGGGAGGUGGCAGCUGGAGAAGGAGGGCAGGGCCAGAAGCCAAGUCUGAAGGAAGGAACUGCCAGCCAAUGAAAGGGGAACUGCCUGAACCCUGACCUGUGGAACUGGGACAGCACGGGACCCACAGGGCCAAGGUCCACACUUUCUCAUCCGUGUCCUGGGACCACAUGAGGAUGCUGCUGUGGCUUCCUGUCUUGCUGGGUCUUGGGAGCUGGAGUGCUCUCUCCUGGAAUGAAACACAAGCCAAACGCAUAUCACAGGGCCUUCAGGACCUGUUUGGCAACAUCUCUCAGCUUAUUGAUAAAGGAAGACUUGGUCUCAAUGUGGUCUCUCACAAGGAGUGGGGGGCAGAAGCUGUUGGCUGCAGCACUCCACUGACCAGGCCUGUGGAUUUCUUUGUCACGCACCUUGUCCCUGGACUGGAGUGUCACAACCGGACUGCAUGUAGUCAGAGGCUGUGGGAACUCUGGGACCAUCAUGUGCACAACAACAGCUGGUGUGACGUGGCCUACAACUUCCUGGUUGGAGACGAUGGCAGGGUGUAUGAAGGUGUUGGCUGGAACAUCCAAGGCAUGCACACCCAGGGCUACAACCACAUCUCCCUGGGCUUUGCUUUCUUUGGCACCAAGGAAGGCCACAGUCCUAGCCCUGCUGCCCUGUCAGCCAUGGAGGGUCUGAUCUCCUAUGCAAUCCAGAAGGGCCACCUGUCCUCCAUGUAUGUUCAGCCACUUCUUGUGAAAGGUGAAAACUGCCUGGCCCCUCUGCAGAAGGCAAGCCCUAAGAAAGCUUGCUCCAACAUUGUCCCUCGAUCUGCAUGGGAGGCCAGGAAGACGCACUGUCCCAAGAUGAACCUCCCAGCUAAGUAUGUUGUCAUUUUCCACACCGCUGGGAGAACCUGCAUCAUGUCUGAUGAGUGCCACCUGCUGGUCCAAGAUAUCCAGUCCUUCUUCAUAGACAGACUGAAUUCGUGUGACAUUGGGUAUAACUUCCUUGUGGGGCAGGAUGGUGUCAUUUAUGAAGGAGUGGGCUGGAAUGUCCAAGGCUCCCGUGCUCCUGGCUACAAUGACAUUGCCCUGGGCAUUGCCUUCAUGGGGACCUUCUUGGGUACCCCACCCAAUGCUGCAGCCCUGGAGGCAGCCCAGAACCUGAUCCAGUGUGCAGUGGACAAGGGGUAUUUAACUCCCGACUACCUGCUGGUGGGACACAGUGAUAUUGUCAAUACACUGUCUCCUGGGGAAGCUUUGUACAACAUCAUUAAGACUUGGCCUCAUUUCAAACACUGAAGGAACCCCUGCUCCUUCUGAGACUGCUUGUCCCGCCUGGCUGCUGGGCCUCCCCUGUUCUCACCCUCGAUCCUGACUCAACACCUCGUGUCCCCUCCAUGUCAGCCCCAUCCUGCCCCUCCUUUCUCAGGUUAGGAUGAUUCUCUCCUGCUAGCACCACCCCCCAGCAGCCCCAAACCCUGGAGCUGGGUAUUACCAGCCCUUUGAGUGAGCCCCACCUUCCUCACUCCUCAUCUUCCCCUCCCCUGGGCACCCAGCUCCUAAGCCAGGUGGGAAGAUGGGCUGAUCCUUGUUUGACUUCUCGUUCCCUCUCUGGCUGACCCUGUGCCCCAUGUACUUCCCCUGCCAUCUGCCCAGCAGCCCCCAAGCCUCACACAGGACCCAGGUCAAGGCCCAAAACCCGUCUCUGCUCACACAGCCACUUGUCCCCAUGUGGAUGCAGCCCUUAUUUCAGGGCUCAUUGCUUACAGGUGUGGUUGUUCUCUCCACUGGAUUGUGAGGGUUUCCAGGUUUAUUUGCCCCCAUGUCCUUGAUUCCUCAGCAGAAGCUGGAGUCUUGUGUGUGCUAUAGAUAUUUGUUGGAGAUGUGGAUGAAUAAACAAAUAUGUGGGUCGAGUCCCUGCUUCCCUUUCCAGUCUGUUCCACCACCCCCUCUCUUUGGGGACACCUUCUGGGACUGUCCCCCAUCCUGCCAUUUUCUCUCUGUUCUUGCCCCUCCCAGUCUGAGGCUCAGAGCCAGCUCUGGCCACUUGUCUGUAAUGGUUGAUGUGCCUCUAGGCUCCUGUGUCCUGUCCUCCCCAAGUUCCCCGAGGGCAGAGACAGUACUCCUCCAGGUCCAGCUGGGCUGUGUCCACACAAGCCACCAGUGCCUGCAGCCUUCCCUUGCCCAGCUGUGCCCACUGGCCUUGGGGCUCAGCGGGGACCCAGAGCAUGGCACCCUGCAGCCCUUCUGGCCCGGUCUCCUGCUGCCCAGAGGGAAGCCAGAUACUUUCAGUUGGGGGAGACAGUAUUUUGCUGUUCACUGGAAGUAUA
This is a messenger RNA of Acinonyx jubatus (cheetah), 2619 nucleotides long. RefSeq names its product peptidoglycan recognition protein 4-like. Gene Ontology annotation, biological process: peptidoglycan catabolic process. Gene Ontology annotation, molecular function: N-acetylmuramoyl-L-alanine amidase activity; zinc ion binding. Lineage: Eukaryota; Metazoa; Chordata; Mammalia; Carnivora; Felidae. The record is from RefSeq and is a predicted model, not a curated record. Bases 473 to 1588 code for a protein of 371 amino acids. The transcript has 9 exons.